Molecule: messenger RNA, 2752 nt
Organism: Schistocerca gregaria
Lineage: Eukaryota; Metazoa; Arthropoda; Insecta; Orthoptera; Acrididae
Product: proteoglycan 4-like
Exons: 3
Source: RefSeq, a predicted model, not a curated record
CAACAACACCGGCCGGAAGCAACAACACCGGCCGGAAGCAACAACACGCGGCCAAGCAACAACACCGGCCGGAAGCAACAACACCGGCCGAAGCAACAACACCGGCCGAAGCAACAACACCGGCCGGAAGCAACAACACGGCGGGCCGGAAGCAACAACACCGGCCGGAAGCAACAACACGGCCGGAAGCAACAACACCGGCCGGAAGCAACAACACCGGCGACACCGGAAGCAACAACACCGGCCGGAAGCAACAACACCGGCCGGAAGCAACAACACCGGCCGGAAGCAACAACACCGGCCGGAAGCAACAACACCGGCCGGAAGCAACAACACCGGCCGGAAGCAACAACACCGGCCGGAAGCAACAACACGGCCGGAAGCAACAACACCGGCCGGAAGCAACAACACCGGCCGGAAGCAACAACACCGGCCGGAAGCAACAACACCGGCCGGAAGCAACAACACCGGCCGGAAGCAACAACACCGGCCGGAAGCAACACACGGCCGGAAGCAACAACACCGGCGGAAGCAACAACACCGGCCGGAAGCAACAACACCGGCCGGAAGCAACAACACCGGCCGGAAGCAACAACACCGGCCGGAAGCAACAACACCGGCCGGAAGCAACAACACCGGCCGGAAGCAACAACACCGGCCGGAAGCAACAACACCGGCCGGAAGCAACAACACCGGCCGGAAGCAACAACACCGGCCGGAAGCAACAACACCGGCCGAAGCAACAACACCGGCCGGAAGCAACAACACCGGCCGGAAGCAACAACACCGGCCGGAAGCAACAACACCGGCCGGAAGCAACAACACCGGCCGGAAGCAACAACACCGGCCGGAAGCAACAACACCGGCCGGAAGCAACAACACCGGCCGGAAGCAACAACACCGGCCGGAAGCAACAACACCGGCCGGAAGCAACAACACCGGCCGGAAGCAACAACACCGGCCGGAAGCAACAACACCGGCCGGAAGCAACAACACCGGCCGGAAGCAACAACACACCGGCCGGAAGCAACAACACCGGCCGGAAGCAACAACACCGGCCGGAAGCAACAACACCGGCCGGAAGCAACAACACCGGCCGGAAGCAACAACACCGGCCGGAAGCAACAACACCGGCCGGAAGCAACAACACCGGCCGGAAGCAACAACACCGGCCGGAAGCAACAACACCGGCCGGAAGCAACAACACCGGCCGGAAGCAACAACACCGGCCGGAAGCAACAACACCGCCGGAAGCAACAACACCGGCCGGAAGCAACAACACCGGCCGGAAGCAACAACACCGGCCGGAAGCAACAACACCGGCCGGAAGCAACAACACCGGCCGGAAGCAACAACACCGGCCGGAAGCAACAACACCGGCCGAAGCAACAACACCGGCCGGAAGCAACAACACCGGCCGGAAGCAACAACACCGGCCGGAAGCAACAACACCGGCCGGAAGCAACAACACCGGCCGGAAGCAACAACACCGGCCGGAAGCAACAACACCGGCCGGAAGCAACAACACCGGCCGGAAGCAACAACACCGGCCGGAAGCAACAACACCGGCCGGAAGCAACAACACCGGCCGGAAGCAACAACACCGGCCGGAAGCAACAACACCGGCCGGAAGCAACAACACCGGCCGGAAGCAACAACACCGGCCGGAAGCAACAACACCGGCCGGAAGCAACAACACCGGCCGGAAGCAACAACACCGGCCGGAAGCAACAACACCGGCCGGAAGCAACAACACCGGCCGGAAGCAACAACACCGGCCGGAAGCAACAACACCGGCCGGAAGCAACAACACCGGCCGGAAGCAACAACACCGGCCGGAAGCAACAACACCGGCCGGAAGCAACAACACCGGCCGGAAGCAACAACACCGGCCGGAAGCAACAACACCGGCCGGAAGCAACAACACCGGCCGGAAGCAACAACACCGGCCGGAAGCAACAACACCGGCCGGAAGCAACAACACCGGCCGGAAGCAACAACACCGGCCGGAAGCAACAACACCGGCCGGAAGCAACAACACCGGCCGGAAGCAACAACACCGGCCGGAAGCAACAACACCGGCCGGAAGCAACAACACCGGCCGGAAGCAACAACACCGGCCGGAAGCAACAACACCGGCCGGAAGCAACAACACCGGCCGGAAGCAACAACACCGGCCGGAAGCAACAACACCGGCCGGAAGCAACAACACCGGCCGGAAGCAACAACACCGGCCGGAAGCAACAACACCGGCCGGAAGCAACAACACCGGCCGGAAGCAACAACACCGGCCGGAAGCAACAACACCGGCCGGAAGCAACAACACCGGCCGGAAGCAACAACACCGGCCGGAAGCAACAACACCGGCCGGAAGCAACAACACCGGCCGGAAGCAACAACACCUUCCGGAAGCAACAACAUAGGCUGAAGCUUAAAGAUAAUGACAGAAGGGAUGAAAUAGUAUUGGAACAACAGACUGAGUCACCCAAAGCAUGUGGUGUUCCACUAAAAAUUGUACUGAGAAGCUUUGCUGAAGUACAGGCAAUGGAAAGCUGUGUUGAUAAUUCUUAUCAAAGAUACAAUCUGGUACAAAAGUUAACUCCCAUGGCAGCCGGCAAGGAAGCUCAGCAGAGCACACCUGUAUUCCUGGGCGUGUGCGACCUGACUAUAGCAGCUUGUGAAGGUUUGAUCCUGAAAGGUCGCCCUGGAAGAAGAGCCCCAGUCUGCUUUGGAGAUGUUCCACAGAGAGGGG